AUUUGGCACAAUGAGUUUUGUUACGCCUUGAGGCGUGUUGUUACUCUAUUGAGUGCGCACGAAACUGCGCAGGUGUGCACAUCAGAUGGGUUUGUUGGAGUAUUCGGUAGUUAGUAGAAUAGAGACACGUAACGCAAAUGGUAUCCUCUAGUACUACUGGUAGAACUGAAGGCCAAGAAAGCAACAUCAGUAAAAUCAGCGCCAUGUUUCCAACAACGUUUAGUGCUGUGAUUUUCGUUGCUUAUAUGGCGUUAUUUGUAAAUCAAGGUAUAUUAGUUACUUCCACAAAAGAUGAAAAUAAUGAGUACCAUUACAAUACCACAACCGUAGUGCUUUUUACAGAAUGUCUCAAAUUGGUACUAGCAAUAUGUUUAUAUUUAAGAGAAAAUACAUUUUCAUCAAUGUUCACAGAAAUUCUGAAUAACAAAAGAGUAUUUGUUUUAUAUUUUGUACCAGCGGGUCUUUACUGCUUAUACAAUAAUUUACAGUUUGUAAAUCUUGCCGUGUAUGAUCCUACCACCUAUUAUCUGCUACUUCAGUUUCGAGUUGUCGUCACUGGAAUAAUUUUCCAGUUUUUAUUCAAUCGAGUUCUGAGCUCUAAACAGUGGUUUUCCUUACUACUUCUAACACUAGGAUGCGUUAUCAAACACCUCAAGCAAGAUGUUACGAUGAAAGACUUGGUAUCAUUCGGUGGCGAAUCCGUCAGUUUCAAUAUUGGAAAGAAUAUUCUCCUUAUGCUUGUUCAGAUAUUCUGUUCAUGCUUUGCGGGAGUCUAUAAUGAGUAUCUUCUCAAAGGUAAAGAAGGUUCAGUCAGCAUUUGGGUGCAGAAUAUUUUCAUGUAUUGUGAUUCCAUUGUGUGUAACCUGUUUAUGCUAAGCUGUAUCGGCGGCAUUUCUCGUGCCUUCAGCGCAAGUAGUUUACAAUCAAUCUUCCAAGUGAAAGUUAUAGCAAUUAUAUUAAACUAUGCAGCCAUAGGUAUAGUCACUAGUCUGUUUCUGAUGAACCUCAAUUCUAUUUUAAAAACAUUUGCAAGCGCACUCGAGUUGAUGUUUACAGCGGUGCUAUGUUGGAUUAUCUUUGAUAUUCAAAUCGAUAUAUUCACUAUUGUCGCCAUCGGAGUGGUAUCCUAUGCAGUGUACAUGUAUUCUACGAAUCCUGUUAUAAACACAUCCUGUGUGCAGGAGAAAAAGCUAAAAAGAAAACAGUCUGAACUUGAUACAAAUUUCAGGGAUGAUUUCAAUAGCGAAGAGAAUGAAGAUAUUAUCUGA
Messenger RNA from Saccoglossus kowalevskii, 1268 nucleotides. Its product is annotated as UDP-galactose transporter senju-like. The record is from RefSeq and is a predicted model, not a curated record. Gene Ontology annotation, biological process: pyrimidine nucleotide-sugar transmembrane transport. Gene Ontology annotation, molecular function: pyrimidine nucleotide-sugar transmembrane transporter activity. Gene Ontology annotation, cellular component: Golgi membrane. Lineage: Eukaryota; Metazoa; Hemichordata; Enteropneusta; Harrimaniidae.